CUGCUUGUAAAUAGAGGCUGUAAAUAUAACGUAUAUAGAUUAAAGAUGAGUUUGGGUGCGCGCGCCACCAAAGGUGGUGCAAAAGGGGGCGCCAAGGAUGGCAAACACGCACAAGACACCCGGAAGACCACAGACAAAGUCCAGAGCAAGGAGAAGGUGAAACCACAGGCAACAACAGAACAGCUCCGAAUGGCACACAUGAUCGAUCGUAAAAGCGAAGACGCGUCUGACGUUCGAAGAAUGGUGCUGGAGCUCAUGGAGAUGACGUGUCGCACGGAGGAGGAGGUGUGCUCGGCGUUGCACGACUCCGACAACGACAUGGUGGCGGCCUGCAACCUGCUGCUCGAGGAGAGCCAGCGGAUACAGGGCGAGUGGCAAACUAGUGAGAAAAAGAAAAAGAAGCCACCCGCUACUGCAGGCAAUGGCGAAAUAGAACCGCCACGGGACCCGCGCAGUCGCUCCGGUCCUAGGCCACGGCGCGGGUCGGGCGAGCGCGGGGAGCGCGGCGAGCGCGGCGAGGGCGGCUGGCGGGGGCGCGGCGCGGCGCGGGGGCGCGGGGGCGCGCGCGGGGGGCGCGGGGGCGCGGCCCGCCGGGCGCGCCCCGCCCGCCAAUGUGAUGUCACAAUAACUAACUUAUCUACUCUCCCAGGUGGAGGCAACAUCGCCGACUCGUUCCCCACCACAGAAGACUGGGACAACGAGGAGUGGUCCGGAUCUCUCUCAGACACCAAGGCUGACGUGUUGCAGGUGUUCACGCCCAGCGUCAACGCGCAGGCCUCGCCCGACGGCGACGCCGCGCCCGCCGGCGCCACCGAGUGGGAGGGCGCGGAGGCCAACGGGCCGCUGGAGGCGCACAUCCCGAGCUACACCUACCACAACAGCGCGCAUCUGCCGCACAGAGACCCAAUGGGAAUGUCUGGCAGUUUGACAGCCGCACAGUCGCAGUAUCUGUCGCAACUCACGCAACAAUCGCAGAGGCACGACAAUAGUGUAUACACAUCGAACUACGGCGUGUACAGCUCAUCAGACAUCACCAGCCAAAGGAAACCGCAGCGAGCGCGAGUGCCGCCACCUUCAAAGAUCCCGUCGUCGGCGGUGGAGAUGCCGGGCGGCGCGGAGGGCGCGGCCAUGUUCCUGGACGUGCAGUUCGGCGCGCUCGAGCCCGACCAUCUGCAGGACGCGCCGCACGCGCCCAAGCCCCAGGCAGCAGCAGCGCCCACGCCUACAGAAGCAGUGCCACACGAGCAGCCAGCCGAACCGGCGUCGUACCCCGCGCACGCGCAGCAUCCGCAGCAGCAACACGUGCAGCAGCAGCAACACGCGCAGCAGCAGCACGCGCAACAGCAACACGUGCAACAGCAACAUGCGCAGCAGCAGCACGCGCAACAACAGCACGCGCAACAACAGCACGCGCAGCAACAGCACGCGCAGCAAGUCGCGCAGCAGCAUCAGCAGCAACACCAGCAGCACACCACCACACACUCCACGCAUCCCACUCACACAGCCCCUGCUGCGCUCUUAAACGAGAGCUUAUCAGUAGUGGAAUCAACUCCAGUCAGUCAACCUACAACUACGGAACCUGCAGUCACAAACACAACGUCGGCGCUAGAGGCACAGCUGUCGGCGUCCAUCAAGCAGCUGUCGGUGUCCGCGGGCGAGGCGGCGGCCGCGCCCGCGCCGCACGCGCUGCCCGCGCAGCCCGCGCACCACGCCGCCGCGCACCCGCGCCCCAAGACUGUCGGACAACAGAACGUUUACGCACACCACGCAGUGUCGCAUCACCCGCCCGUAUACGGAGCUAACGUGUAUGCGCCACAGGUGAACUCUACGAACGCGUCGCUGACGGGCGCGUCGGGCAUGACGGCCACGGCCUACCCCUCCAGCGUCACGCUCACACAGUACCAGCCCAUGAUCAACUCCUACCAGCAGACGUCGUCGUCCGGCGGCGUGUACGGCGGCAGCGCCCUGUACACGGCCGCGCCCUACACGGCCUACCAGCCCACCGCGCAGCCCAAGGGCCCGCCCAAGGACACGCCGCAGUACGACAGUUCAGUAGCGUCAAGUAAUAGCUUAACGAACACGACAACACAAACGCAAACCUCCACAGCCAAAGUAGCGACCACGACAGUGGUAGCGGGCCACGGGUCGGGCUACGCGGGCGGCGCGCUCUACGGCGCGGGCGCUACGCCGGCCUACGCGCCCUACGACGACCAGAUCAUGCGAUCCACGCUGCCCCAUCAUAUGGUAACAAGUCAGGGCGGCUACUACGAGGUGGGCUACGGCGGGCGCGACGCCACGUUCGGGCUCAGCGCCGGCGAGCGCUUCGGCAGGACCGACGCCGCCUCGCCGCAACAGGUGCCGGCGGCAGCGCUCCCUCCGGGCUACGCGUACUUCGCGUACCAACCCCCGCCCACCACCUACCAGUACGGUGUCUAUCCUACGUACGGCGGCGGCUCGGGCGUGGGCGCGGUGGGCGGCGUGGCGGCGGCCGGCAAGGUGUCGUCCUACUCGGGCGCGGCCUACGAGCCCGAGUACAAGGCGGCCGGGCCCUACUCGCACGCCGCGCAGCCGCCCAAGCAGCCGCCCGCGCAGGACCUCAACAACGCCAUCUACGCCAAGGGCCACGUCGCGCUCAACAAGGUCAACAGCUACGAGAAGGCGUCGUUCCACAGCGGCACGCCGCCCCCGUUCGGCGGCGCCUCGCACCUGUACAUCCCCGCGCCGCCGCACCACCACCACCACCACGCGCCGCAGCAGCACCAGAUGGAUGUACGGGUGAACAGUAGUCAUAUUAGGCGGGAGAGCGGUGCGGGCGGCGGACGAGCGGCCGCCAGCAAGCCCGCGGCGAGCAAGCCGAGCUACUCGCAGUCCUACUGGGCGCCUAACUAGCCGAUAUACAGGCGGGGCCGAGCCGUGCGGGCGCGGGCGAACUCGCCGCAGCUUCGCCAGUAGCGCUCCACAGAUGCAACACAUUCAGUUCUACUCGUAACCUGUACCUAUCUAAUGUAACUCAUUGUAAAAUAUUACUAAAGGAAAUUGACUCAAAACAAACUAUGUUAAUAAUUAUUUUAUAAAUUCAUAGUGUAAAGGGCAUCGCCGCCGUCACCUAGUUUUUUUUUUCAAUUUUUUUGACACUACAAUCGUCGUCGGUAGCGAGAUGUCGGUUAGUUUUUAAUGAUGCAAUAUAAUUAUGUAUUUUAUUUGUUGUAUAAGCGUCGUGACGACGUCGAUGCAGUCUCAUUCGUUAAGUCCGAUAACAUAGGUUUCAAUUGUUUUAAAAAAAUUACCUCUAGUGCUAUGUAUAUCUAAUAAAGUAUGUAUAUGUAUGUAAGCAUUUGGUACGCUAUGCGCGCCGAAGUUUUUUAUUUAGUUGACAUACUUUUUGUAAUUAACACUUAUUAUUAAAAAUGAUUAAAGAGAUGUCAUAGGACGAUAAUCGUAAUUGUAACGAGUAUAAUAGUCGAGCUCUUUUAUAUGUGGAAGAAUGCAGUUGUGAUGAUCUCGCGGGCAUUUGAGAGUAUGACGGAUUACACAUAUUGGAACUUGA
Trichoplusia ni (cabbage looper) is the source of this 3547-nucleotide messenger RNA. It is a transcript of the gene lig, whose product is annotated as protein lingerer-like. The record is from RefSeq and is a predicted model, not a curated record. The transcript is spliced from 26 exons. Gene Ontology annotation, molecular function: protein binding. NCBI's taxonomy places the organism in Eukaryota, Metazoa, Arthropoda, Insecta, Lepidoptera, Noctuidae. Gene Ontology annotation, cellular component: nucleus; cytoplasm. Bases 46 to 2889 code for a protein of 947 amino acids.